GCGACGAACAUCAGCGCUCUAGUGGCAAUACCUGACGUGAAAAACGUAAAUAUUGUUGUUGACGCGGUUGUUUAAGGUGUGGGAGGCGCUGAAAUGGAAUACCACUUUGGCACAAAUAAACGGAAAACUUUUCCGAACGCAAAUGAGGCAAAUGAUGCAACAAAUUUGAAAUACAAAAAGAAGUAUAAUGCUAUUAAAAGAGUAAUAAAAGAUUUAGUGUUUGAAAAUGCUGCCUUAUGCGACCAAGUCUCCCAGAUGCAGGAACAGAUCGUAAUUAGAAAGGAAGAAAGAAGAUUUUUGUUGAAGAAACUUUAUCAUCUGCAGACAAUUGCAGAAGCUGACAGUCAAAUACAAGCUCCAAAAACUCAGACUUCAGGUGUGAAUUCACCUUCUCCUGCUCUAGAAACAAACACCUCUGGGAAAAAAAUCUCAGGAAAGAAGAAAUCCUUAGAAAUUAUUGAGAGCUGGAAGGGCAGUCUGAAGCAAAAGAAGUCAAGUCUGAACAAAACAAAAAAGAUUGUACAACCUAUUCCAUUAGAUAUGACAGGAAGACCAGUGUUUCCAAUAGUUCUCGGAGGACUCACAGUGCAUAGUUUGGGUGAGGUUGUGUCUGAUAGACCUGAUUAUCAUACAGAAGAGUUCAUUUUUCCUGUGGGUUUUUGCUCAACAAGAGUUUAUGGGAGCCUUCUAGACCCAGAAAAGAAAUGUGUGUACACUUGCAAGGUUCUUGAUGGAGGAACAUUACCCAGGUUUGAAAUUGUGCCAGAUAAUGAUCCAGGAGCCCCUCUUGUUGGCAGCUCUGCAAGUGAAUGCCACUCAUUGCUAUUACGCCGCAUCAAUAUGGCUGUUGGAAUUGAUGUGGUCAACACCCAGGGCAGGGGCCCUGAUUUCUUUGGAUUUGCACAUCCAACGAUUCAGAAUCUUAUACAAAGUUCACCUGGCACUAGAAAAUGUUCGGCGUACAGAUGGAGCAAAUUUGAGGUUAAUCGGGCAAUUGAACCACCACCUGAGGAUAAUGAUGCAUCUCUCAGUUUUGAUGCUCUUCAGCGAAGCAUUGGCUUCUCCAAGACUGUUGUAAAGACUGAACCCUCAGAGCAGCUUUUACGGGAAUCAAGUGCUACUCUUAGAGAUUUAUUGAUGUCUUGAUGGAAUCUAAAUGUUUACAGAGAGAAUGGACAUUUGAUAUUCAGAUUAAAUGUCAAGAAAUAUUAAUUUAAAUAGUUAACUUUGUGUAUAUUACACAGUCAAUACAUCGGCAUUGUUCAUGACUGUACUCAAGAGUUAUGACAGGAGGCGAUGCAGUUGAAUCCUAAUCGCAACAUGCAUUGCAUGGUGUAAUUUAUAUCUGCCAUGUCCAUUAGCAUUAUGCAAGUGAUUGCAUAUAAUGAAAUAAAAAAGGGUUUUGGUGCUGUAAAUGUCAAAGGAAGAAAGUGCAAGCCAACAUUUACAUGAUCUGUGUGAAAUACAUAUGACUCUUAAUAGCAUCAGGGAACUACCUGUAUGUAUACAAAAACUGCUGUCUCUUGCCAACCUAAUAUAUACAGCAUGGAAAAGAGUGAUGAGUUUGUGAUUUUGUUGGUAAGGAACCAGAGAUCAUGAUUCGUGGAAAUGACAGAACAGCCAGGUUUUAAAGUAAGUUUGUGCUGGAAUACUAAGAUAACAGGUGAGAUGAAAUACAGGAGGAAACUUGAUGAGGAUACAGGAAGGAGUGACUAAGAGUAUUCCGCAAAAUGAAUAGAAAGAAGCAAAAAGUAAGUGCACGGAGGAUGAUUGGAUUAUGUAUAGAUGUUAAUUUCCGGUUGUGAAAAUAUAUGUUUAAGGUUAAUGACUAAAUGAUAUGUAUACACUCCACCAUCUUGUUAAUUUAUUCUUUUAUCAGCAAUUAAAUUUGAUUGGUUUUAUGGCUCAACAGAAUGUUGAAGCUAAUAACUGAUACUUUGUGAGUGUCUAUUGAAAAUCUAGUGAAGAAGUAUUACAUUACUUUACAUUACAUUACAUUUUUAUUGGUCCUUUUGAUCAUUUGUUGUACAAGGUGUACAAUAUGACAUUGGACAAGUCAUUGUGAUUUACAAUACAUGUUUUUAAAUCAUACAAGGAUAUUUACAUUGAUUUAGGCUUAAUAUUAUCACAACUGAAGGUUCAGCUUCCAUUCAUUAUAUUUAACCUUGGCAAUAAAUU
Molecule: messenger RNA, 2178 nt
Organism: Schistocerca serialis cubense
Lineage: Eukaryota; Metazoa; Arthropoda; Insecta; Orthoptera; Acrididae
Product: transforming growth factor beta regulator 1-like
Exons: 7
Coding region: 94-1146 (350 amino acids)
Biological process (GO): regulation of cell cycle
Cellular component (GO): nucleus
Source: RefSeq, a predicted model, not a curated record